CGCGCCCCCGGCACAGCAGGCAUUGGACUGUGGGAAUGGUGGAGCGGAGUCGGGCGGAGGGGAUCUGAUCGGGGGGAUGGCGGCCGCUCGGGUGGAGUAUAUCACCCCAUGGUGGGUUUAUUGGCUGCACAACGUUCCGCACCUGGACCUGACCCUGCACCCGCGGAGCGCCGACUUCCAGCCCGAGGAGCCCGGCUACAGGCAGACGCUGUUGUUCUGGGCUCUGGUCAUCGCCGCCUGCGCCUUCCUCAACCUCCUCUUCAUCAGCAUCUAUCUCCUCUGCUUCUGCUGCUGCAAGAAAGAUGAAACGGUGGAAACCAAGAGGCCGCAAGCGUGCUGCAUCACCUGGACCGCCACCGUGUCGGGUCUGCUGUGCUGUGCCGCGGUGGGUGUCGGUUUUUAUGGGAACAGCGAGACCAAUGAUGGUAUCUACCAGCUGACCUACUCCCUGGAUGAUGCCAAUCACACCUUGGCUGGGGUGGACAAUCUGGUAUUUGGCACCACCCACAAGAUGAAGGAGAGCCUGGAUCAGCACCUGCUGCGGCUAAACGAGAUAUUCGCCGCCCACGGCGACUACGUCCAGACCCUGCGCUUCAUGCAGAUCAUGGCCAAUAGUGUUGUCACACAGCUGAGCAGCCUUCCCAACUUCGAAGCGACCAGCGGGCAGCUUUCCGCCGUGGCAAGACAGGUCGGCUUCGUCGAGUACUACAGGUGGCUCUCUUACCUCCUCCUCUUCAUCUUUGACCUGGUGAUCUGCCUUGCCACGUGUUUGGGACUGGCGAAGCGAUCCCGAUGUCUGCUUGUCACGAUGCUGCUCUUCGGGUUGAUAACGAUGCUGCUGAGCUGGACUUCUCUGGCACUUGACACAUCUUCCGCUGUGGGUACCAGUGAUUUCUGUGUGGCUCCUGACAAAUUCAUCAUGAAUAUGACCCAGGAUCAGAUCAGCACAGAAGUGGUUCAUUACUACCUGUACUGCAGCCAGAGCCUGAAGAACCCCUUCCAGCAGACUUUAAACGUCUUCCAGAAAUCUCUCAACACGAUGCAAAUCCAGGUUCAGGGGCUACUUCAGUUUGCUGUCCCGAUGUUUCCCACAGCUCAGAAAGAUCUUCUUGGCAUACAGACCCUACUCAACACCUCGGAGUCCAACCUGCACCAACUCACAGCACUGCUGGACUGCAGAGGACUCCACAAGGAUUAUUUGGAAGCCCUGAUCGGGAUCUGCUACGAUGGUGUUGAGGGUCUCCUUUACCUGGGUCUCUUCUCUCUGCUGGCAACCGUCGCGUUUACCGCUAUGGCAUGUGCUGUGCCGAGUGCCUGGAAACUGAUGCUAGCGAGGGAAAGGGAUUACAAUGACAUUGACGAGGAGGAUCCGUUCAACCCACAAGCGAGGCGUAUAGCUGUGCACAACCCCAACCGCGCUCAGCUGAGGAGCUUUUGCAGCUAUAGCAGCAGCCUGGGGAGCCAAGCCAGCCUCCAUCCGCCCACCCAGGCCGUCUCCAACGCCCCCGUCGCCGAGUAUAUGAAUCAGGCGGCUUUGUUCGGAGGUAACAACCCUCGAUAUGAAAAUGUGCCUCUGAUUGGGAGAGGAUCGCCCCCACCCACGUACUCCCCCAGCAUGAGGGCCACGUAUCUCUCAGUGAACGAAGAACCAACCCCUAUUUAUGGGAACGCUUAAUACCCGUUGUCGUCCUGCCCUCCCACGAAAAGCGACAGCCCCAACCGGUGGGAAAUCCUUUAAAUCCGGGUGUCGUAGAACCGGGGCAAAGAGCUCUCCUGAAACCUGGAACCUUCGUCAAAAGUAGGCGUCAAACGGGAGUCUGCAUUAUGUUCAAGUUCAAGAUGCCAAUGAAUAAGACACAAUGCAACCCGGAUAUUGCUCUUUUAUGACACCGCAAGGUUUUAUAAGAUCUACAAAGCUGUUUACACACCAAUAUUGACCAAAAAUAGUUUACAGCUUUCAACGUUGUCUGCAAGUGUCGGCGAGUGCGGUCUUGCCUCUUAUUGCCACCUUCUGGUCAGUUAGUGGUAACAAUUUUUUUAUUUAAAUCGCUGACCCUAAAAUAUUUACUUCUUAGAGAGUUUCUAGAUAAUUGUUAAAUCUUUUUUGAACUUUUAGGUUCUUAUUUAGGGCCCUUGUCGAUGGGCUUUGGGCUUGUGUGGAUGGCAUGGAUUUAAUUUUAGAUUUCAUUGAAUUUGACCUGAAGUUGACCUCCUUCGUGACCGGAAGUUGACCUCCUUCGUGACCGGAAGUUGACCUCCUUCGUGACCGGAAGUUGACCUCCUUCGUGACCGGAAGUUGACCUCCUUCGUGACCGGAAGUUGACCUCCCUCGUGACCGGCAGUUGACCUCCCUCGUGACCGGCAGUUGACCUCCCUCGUGACCGGCAGUUGACCUCCCUCGUGACCGGCAGUUGACCUCCCUCGUGACCGGCAGUUGACCUCCCUCGUGACCGGCAGUUGACCUCCCUCGUGACCGGCAGUUGACCUCCCUCGUGACCGGCAGUUGACCUCCCUCGUGACCGGCAGUUGACCUCCCUCGUGACCGGCAGUUGACCUCCCUCGUGACCGGCAGUUGACCUGACCUCCAGUUGACCUGACCUCCCUCGUGACCGGCAGUUGACCUGACCUCCCUCGUGACCGGCAGUUGACCUGACCUCCCUCGUGACCGGCAGUUGACCUGACCUCCCUCGUGACCGGCAGUUGACCUGACCUCCCUCGUCACCGGCAGUUGACCUGACCUCCCUCGUCACCGGCAGUUGACCUGACCUCCCUCGUCACCGGCAGUUGACCUGACCUCCCUCGUCACCGGCAGUUGACCUGACCUCCCUCGUCACCGGCAGUUGACCUGACCUCCCUCGUCACCGGCAGUUGACUUGACCUCCCUCGUCACCGGCAGUUGACUUGACCUCCCUCGUCACCGGCAGUUGACUUGACCUCCCUCGUCACCGGCAGUUGACUUGACCUCCCUCGUCACCGGCAGUUGACUUGACCUCCCUCGUCACCGGCAGUUGACUUGACCUCCCUCGUCACCGGCAGUUGACUUGACCUCCCUCGUCACCGGCAGUUGACUUGACCUCCCUCGUCACCGGCAGUUGACUUGACCUCCCUCGUCACCGGCAGUUGACUUGACCUCCCUCGUCACCGGCAGUUGACUUGACCUCCCUCGUCACCGGCAGUUGACUUGACCUCCCUCGUCACCGGCAGUUGACUUGACCUCCCUCGUCACCGGCAGUUGACUUGACCUCCCUCGUCACCGGCAGUUGACUUGACCUCCCUCGUCACCGGCAGUUGACUUGACCUCCCUCGUCACCGGCAGUUGACUUGACCUCCCUCGUCACCGGCAGUUGACUUGACCUCCCUCGUCACCGGCAGUUGACUUGACCUCCCUCGUCACCGGCAGUUGACUUGACCUCCCUCGUCACCGGCAGUUGACUUGACCUCCCUCGUCACCGGCAGUUGACUUGACCUCCCUCGUCACCGGCAGUUGACUUGACCUCCCUCGUCACCGGCAGUUGACUUUCAUUCUUUGCAUUCUCAUGGACUCCGUAUGGGGAUGCAAAACUCACCUGAUACAAUCAAAAGCCUGCUGACACAAGCCCUUAAUAAGAUGAAGAGCAAUGUUUAGUCAUCCCUAACAACCAAUGAGAAAGCAGCUUUCAUUGUCCUAAAUGCUCUGAACUGUUGAAAGCUAAAAAAUCUGGUUGGUGGGCAUGACUGGGCCACUUGUUAAAUAUUUUAAUAUGUGAUAUAGACUUCUGGCUUUUAGAAUUUGCUCCAGUUGAAAUGAAUAACAAUUGUAUUAAGUCAAGAGAAGCGUGAACAAGGUCUUCUGUCUUGAUGUAAAGAGACGGUCAGCGGCAGAAGCCCAGUUUGGCAGAUCGCAGCGUCGCUCGUUGAACUUGGACCCGUCAUCAAAGACCCUCCUGCUGAGCUGACCGAAGACUUCUAUACAUGCUUCCCUCUAAUAAAGGAAGGAACCCCCGACACUGGUGCUUCUCCAUGUAUGAUACUUUUUAUUUGCUGUAUUUUGUUACUUUGUCUUUCAGGAAAAGGAUUAAAGUGGAUCUUCAGCCGUUA
Molecule: messenger RNA, 4077 nt
Organism: Rana temporaria (common frog)
Lineage: Eukaryota; Metazoa; Chordata; Amphibia; Anura; Ranidae
Gene: TTYH2
Product: tweety family member 2
Exons: 14
Coding region: 77-1675 (532 amino acids)
Cellular component (GO): plasma membrane
Molecular function (GO): volume-sensitive chloride channel activity; intracellularly calcium-gated chloride channel activity
Source: RefSeq, a predicted model, not a curated record